Molecule: messenger RNA, 1022 nt
Organism: Symsagittifera roscoffensis
Lineage: Eukaryota; Metazoa; Xenacoelomorpha; Acoela; Convolutidae
Product: acyl-CoA-binding domain-containing protein 6-like
Exons: 1
Coding region: 22-765 (247 amino acids)
Molecular function (GO): protein binding; fatty-acyl-CoA binding
Source: RefSeq, a predicted model, not a curated record
GUUUUUAGGGUUUGUUUUGGCAUGGAUGAUGUUGAAUAUGAAAAUGAGUUGUUUAAUCAGGCUGCUAAUUUUGUGCAAACUCAAGCGAACACUAUGAAAGCGGAAGACCUUCUGUAUCUCUAUGGGCGCUAUAAACAGUCAUUAGAGGGUGACUGCCACACACAAGCGCCCUCGUUCUGGGACUUGACUGGAAAGAGAAAGUAUAGCUGUUGGAAAAGUCUGGCUGGUAUGGAGAAGUCACGUGCUCAGAUGGAAUACGUGGAGAAAGUGUCUAGUCUAUUCCCAGAUUGGGAGACUGAGGCUUCCAAGACUGGCUCACAGGGGUUCAGAUUGUCAAAUUGGGCUGUCAGUCGCCCAGUAAAGGAGGAUUGUGUGGAAGAUAGUAGUGAUGAUUCUAAGUCAAUCUACGACUGGUGUCAGAUUGGAAAUUGUGAAAAAGUGAGAGAACUUUUGACAUCCAAGAACAUUCCCUCUGUCGACGAUCCAGAUCCACAAUCAGGAAUGGCUUUAAUACACUGGGCGGCUGAUCGCGGCAAUUAUGACAUGUUGAAAAUGUUGUUAGACUCUUUUAAUGCGGACAUCAAUGUGAAAGACAGUGAUGGCCAAACAGCCUUGCAUUAUGCAGUUUCGUGCGAACAUUUAGAAGCUGUUCAAUUGCUCUUAGAUUUCGGUGCCGAUAGAACUACAAAAGAUAACGAGGGCUUGCUCAUUGUUGAUUUGGAUAUCGAAAACAAAGACAUAAGGGAAUUGCUGCGUAGCUCUUAGUAAUUUAGACAUUAAUUUUUUUGAUUAUUGACUUGGUAUCAAAUGGAAGUCGAAAUAGUGUUUUGUAUUAAUUUAAUUGUCUCUAAUGAACUUCGCCUUGGUGCUAAAUUCCCAGCGAAAUAAUCAAAUUAUUUAUUGAUUCAGUUUUUAUGGCAAGUGCCCGAUUCUGUGGACUGUCACUGCCCUGUAAAUCGUCUCAAAAACGUUCGCAACGAAAAUAUAAACAACAUAAAUCCGGCACGCAAGAUAAUUAUCAA